Molecule: messenger RNA, 363 nt
Organism: Pantherophis guttatus
Lineage: Eukaryota; Metazoa; Chordata; Lepidosauria; Squamata; Colubridae
Source: RefSeq, a predicted model, not a curated record
AUGGACCGGGGGUUCACCAUCGAAAACCCCUAUGCCAGUGUCACCAUUCCGCGGGCUCAACUGAAGGAUGACUUCCUGAGAUACUACCUGGGAGAGGACUUCAGCCCCGGCGUCUUGCCCCCCUGCUCGGCAGCCCCACAGAAAGAGGCAGACCCAAAAUCUCCCUCUCUGGCUUGGAAUGGUCAAGCCCAGGCAGAGUCGCAAGCCAGACCCACCAACCCCUAUGCCAGCCUCAAGGUGCCCAAGGUGGAUGCUCCAGAGCCUUUCCGCUGGAAGGGCCACGAAGAGGCAGCUCCGGAUCCCGGCUGCUGUGGCUGCUGUUGCUCGCCUUGCUGCAGGAAGUGCUGCUGCGUCAUCUCCUAA